Teleopsis dalmanni is the source of this 1682-nucleotide messenger RNA. RefSeq lists its product as uncharacterized. Bases 241 to 1629 code for a protein of 462 amino acids. NCBI's taxonomy places the organism in Eukaryota, Metazoa, Arthropoda, Insecta, Diptera, Diopsidae. The record is from RefSeq and is a predicted model, not a curated record. The transcript has 2 exons. Gene Ontology annotation, biological process: regulation of DNA-templated transcription.
AAUAUUGAAAACAGUUUUAUACGUUUGAGCAUAAUUCAACUAAGAAAAGACUCUGAUUCAGCGCAAAGUAAGUGGACUUAAAAAAGUUGUCGAAAAGCUUAUAAGAAGUUUUUCGGUGCUAAUCAUAAGUUUGCAAAAGAAAAAGAAGUCACAUCCUCGCUUUUCUGCGUCAUCCAAGUAUCAUACUUGGAAAUCUCAACUGUUCUUCACAACAAACAAACCUUUCCCAAAUUAUCCAUCAUGUACCCCAAUGAUACACCAAAUCUUGAUCCACGCAACACUGAGUCACCAAAUGCAGUUACACAAUUUGUUCAUCGCCCAACCAUUUUGGUAGAGCCAGUCCUGAUUCCACGCCCCAUAUUGCUCAUUCCAAUAGUAUUUAGAAGUCCCUCUACACCAGUUUAUCGCUUCAAUGGAUAUGUCCCCGCGCCUGCUAUUCCACCUGCGUCACCAAUACUUUACUACCGCGCACCCGCAGGUUGUUCGACUGCUCCAAGUGUAUCAGUAAGGCAAACACUAAAUGCGGCUAAUAUGACUGUAUUAAAUACACAAAACAGUCAAAUUAUGCCACAACCCGCCGACACUGAUACACUUCGAUUUGCAGCGCCACCCAUGGCUGGAGUAUACAGCAAUAUGGUUGUGCCGGUAGUACCAGUUAUACCGCUUGUACCGAUUGUUCCACCAGUAGUAAAUAAUGGUAUUGGUUUCAUAGAAAAUAACCAACAAGUGGCACUUCAACAAACACCAGUAACAAGUACUCCAGUAAUGGUGGACAUGAAUGCGUCCAUAUUGCACAAUGCUGACCAAUUCUAUGCUGCGUCUACCACGCUUCAAGCGGCAGUAAUUACGCCUCAGCAAGCAAAUAUUAACAAUCCUUACGUUAUGGAAGGUGACAAUAUUGAAACUGCAUUUGAGGACAGCAUUUCAAACAUCGAAUUACCAGAUAUGGGUCUUCCGGUAUUUACAGGUAUAUUUAAUAUACCGCAGGCCAUUGUCCGUCAAAGCAGUUUAUCGGUACCGACUUUGAAUUUAGUCGAGGGUUUGCCUACUUUAGCGAAUGGUGAAAAUGUGUCGCAACCAAUACCUGAACUCAACAAUUAUAACGUUGAGCAGUUUAUUGAAGAGUCUGCGUUGACAACUAUGCCGUCAAAUUUGGAUCCAAAUAUCCAUCUAGACAUUGAGCAAGCUUUUGCUGAUAUGUCAAUUGAGUCCAAUGUAGAAUUUGACGAUGAUAUGCCUGGUUUUUCUGGUGGCAGCAUGGGUCAGUUGGACGGAGUGGUGAUCGCAAAUACUGAAGUAUCUAAUACAAAGUUCAAAAUGGUGCUUGAUGAACAACUAUUUCAACUAUUUUACAAUAGUGAAAUUGAUGAGGAACUCGAGGUUGCCGCUGAACUAUUUACACGUGACUGGAGAUUUCAUGGACCUUCCUGCACGUGGUUUAGACGUGACCCAAAUAGCAGAGAUUUCAAGAUAAAUGGUUCGAUAGUACGUGGUGUUUAUGAACUCUACAAUACAAUAACAGCGUGUGUUGAUUUGGUUUACACUGAAAUUGACGAGAGUGAAUUCGACCACCAGCCUGAGGCCAUAAGUCAUGAAGUUGUUUUUACUAAAAAUGCUGAUCAGACUUAACGUUCUUAAAAUAUGUUCUGUAAUAUGCAUAUAUUUUUCUACAAGAUUUCUUU